Messenger RNA from Pecten maximus, 1920 nucleotides. RefSeq names its product probable 4-coumarate--CoA ligase 1. The record is from RefSeq and is a predicted model, not a curated record. Lineage: Eukaryota; Metazoa; Mollusca; Bivalvia; Pectinida; Pectinidae. Gene Ontology annotation, molecular function: CoA-ligase activity. Bases 154 to 1884 code for a protein of 576 amino acids. The transcript has 11 exons.
UGUGCCUGUGCAGUGACCUAGUUUGUGUUGUUAUUCCAUAUCGAAUGUGUAGUGUGCAGUCAUUUUGGACUUUACUACUGCAGACAGGGUAGUGUGACGUUAGUAUACAUGUAAAUACCGAAAGCAAAAUCAGCCAACGAUCUGUAGCAAAUCAUGAUGAGAUUUGGUAAUUGGGUAAGCAGAGCGACUGUCCUGUGUACGUAUUCCCGACCCUGUGUGUCCACUGGUUGUCUGAGGAGAAUCUCUCCCAAUGUAUUGUCAUCCGUGAGACCGCCGUGUUACAGGGAGUUCUCCAACACCGCUGUCCGAAAUGUUAUCUACACAAGUCCCAUACCGGAUAUACACAUCAAGGAGGAAUCUUUGGCGGAUUAUCUUUUACCAAAACUUGAGAGAUUCGGCAGUAGAACGGCACUUGUAGACAACGAUACAGGUAAAUUGUACACUUACCUAGAAUUGAAGGACGCUGUGAUAAAGGUGGCCAGUGCCCUACAUAGACUGGGGUACAAAAAGGGAGAUGUACUGUGUAUGUGCUCCACCAACAGUACCGAAUAUGCUAUACUCAUACUGGCCUGUGUGACGUCAGGCAUAAUACUCACCACAACAAAUCCUACCUACACCCCUGUUGAACUUGCAAGGCACCUGAGCCAUUCAGGCUCCACCGGUGUGAUUUUGAUGAAAUCACUACUGCCGAACGUCAAAGAAGCUCUUGCAAGUGACAAUGUUUUAAAACAUAAGCUCAAGAACAUCAUAGUAGUGGGUGAAAUGGAAGGAUAUGAAUCGUUCUCAAGUCUGCUCAACGAUGACGGUACUUGUUUCCCGGAGAAUCUCACGAUUGAUCCGAACGAGGACGUGGCACUCCUGCCGUACUCCAGUGGGACCACGGGGCUCCCUAAGGGAGUCAUGCUGACACACAUGAACGUUAUAGCAAACCUUCAGCAGACGAGGCCACAACUAACUAUCACGAUGGAUGACACCAUUCUGUGCCUUCUGCCAAUGUUUCACGUUGCUGGCUUGAUCGCCAUUUUAAUGGGAAUAUUAAAAGAUGGCGGGAAAAUUGUCACGUUACCUCAGUUUGAACCUGGAUCCUUCCUGAAAGCUAUCCAGCAGCACAAGGUGACCCUGCUGUAUAUGGUGCCCCCUAUAGCACUGUUCCUAGCCAGACAUCCACUCGUUGACAAGUUUGACAUUUCAAGCAUCCGAAGCCACGUUUGUGCAGCUGCUCCAUUAGGAGAGUCAUUGUGUUUGGAGUAUGAAAACAGAAUCAAACAUCCGAUUUGUCAAGGUUACGGGAUGACAGAACUGAGCCCAUUUGCUACAUUAGACACACUACCUCCCUACCAUUUAGGAACGGUCGGGCAACUAGUACCGAACACAAAAGCUAAGAUAAUGUGUCCGGAGACUGGAGCUGCACUAGGACCUGGGGAAACUGGGGAGAUUUGUAUAAAUGGGCCUCAAGUCAUGAAGGGAUACCUAAAUAACGAGGAGGCUACACGAGAAAUGAUCAAGGACGGAUGGCUUUUCACAGGUGAUUUGGGGCACGUGCGAGAGGACGGAUGUUUCGUCAUCGCAGACAGACUGAAGGAACUCAUCAAGUACAAAGGGCUGCAGGUUGCCCCAGCAGAGCUUGAGGAUGUAUUACUGAGUCAUCCCGGGGUACAGGACGUGGCAGUAAUAGGGGUCCCAGAUGAGAGGGCUGGGGAAAUCCCUCGUGCCUACAUCGUACCUAAACCAAACAGCAAGUACACCCCAGAAGAUAUAUCGAAAUUCGUCGAAGAAAACGUUGCUUCAUACAAGAAACUGAGAGGAGGAGUUGAAUUCCUGGAGGAAAUUCCAAAAUCACCAUCAGGAAAAAUACUCAGGCGUAUUCUUCGGGACAUGCCCUAAAUAAUUCGUCAUAACAGGUGAUGUAAAAAAAAAAAA